AUGGCCUUCCACAUUGUAUCCACGAUUGCACUUCUUUUCCUGUCGCCGGCUUGGUUUUCAAAUGCUGCCAUGCAACCGAGUCGCGAUCUUCGUGGCAAAGUCAGGAAAGCUUUCACAAUACAUGAAGCUGAUGGUUGGUUUCUUUGGGAAGAAAAGGAAAUAGCGUACAAAGUAAUUGUUCAACGAGCAACAUGGGAUGAGGCAGAAGCCAUAUGUAAACAAAGGAAUGCACACUUGGCUUCGGUUUUGUCGGUAGAAGAAAAUGAUGUGAUAUACGGUAAGCGGCAGUUUGAUGCAGCAAAUGCGACCUAUGCCUAUUAUCGAAGUGCUCGA
Molecule: messenger RNA, 333 nt
Organism: Cooperia oncophora
Lineage: Eukaryota; Metazoa; Nematoda; Chromadorea; Rhabditida; Trichostrongylidae
Source: the annotation of a GenBank genome assembly